AUGGGGCGCUGGUCCGACAGAGGCGCUGGCAGCGCCCUACCCCAAGGUGCUUCUCCGGCAUUCAAAUAUCUGCAAAGAUUCCGCCUAAGUUCACCGCACAAUUCCUUUGGUGUCGCCAACUGCCGGAGCCCGGAGCCAACGUCCAUGGCAUACCGCCACCUGUCUAUCUACGGUAUAAAAUUUCUCGAACUCGAGGUCAUCAAUCAUGGAGGAGGGCCAGCACAUUGCCAGGUUAAGCUCCUCACAAGCCGCAUAUGUCGUGAUAACUUCAUGGCAAGCGGUUGA
This is a messenger RNA of Trichophyton rubrum CBS 118892, 285 nucleotides long. RefSeq lists its product as uncharacterized. Lineage: Eukaryota; Fungi; Ascomycota; Eurotiomycetes; Onygenales; Arthrodermataceae. The transcript has a single exon. The record is from RefSeq and is a predicted model, not a curated record. Bases 1 to 285 code for a protein of 94 amino acids.